Molecule: messenger RNA, 3125 nt
Organism: Poecilia latipinna (sailfin molly)
Lineage: Eukaryota; Metazoa; Chordata; Actinopteri; Cyprinodontiformes; Poeciliidae
Gene: fezf1
Product: FEZ family zinc finger 1
Exons: 4
Coding region: 659-1960 (433 amino acids)
Biological process (GO): regulation of transcription by RNA polymerase II
Cellular component (GO): nucleus
Molecular function (GO): DNA-binding transcription factor activity, RNA polymerase II-specific
Source: RefSeq, a predicted model, not a curated record
GUGUGAUGGACUCGGGCAUAAAAAGUUGUUGCGUUUGAAGCUACGGAGCUUCCAGUAAAAGACGGUGGAGAAAUGGGGAUUCAAAGUCGUCACAGAGCACAUCGCUGCUUUGAAAUCCAUUUUCUGCCGGAACCGUUUGAUGGCCCAGGUCCACGCGCUCCCAGCUCUGUGUCACGUCUGAAACUCGCGCAUUUGAAGAGUCCUGAUGUGAUGUGAAAGUCGACGGCUCGUGACCUCGCGACCACAACCAUAUUAAAAUGCUGUCACGCGCAGCCACAAGUGGACCUGGGAUUUAUCAAGUUCCCUGCAGUUGAGCAGGAGUUGUGCCAGCCUCCUCCUCCUCCUCCUCCUCUUUCUCCUCUUUCUCCUGCAGAGACACGGAACUCAGAAUCGACGGAGAAGAACUGAGCAAAUGAUCUACUUUUCCCCUGUACUUCCAGGGCGGUAACGAUCAGAGGGUCUCGACACUCCGCACGCAGCCAUCGAGCGAGCUGCGGCCGCCCGCUUUGCCAUCAUUAAGCGUGAAAACAGAGGCUGUGAUUAAGAGGGGGCUUCCCCGGCAGAUGAUGCCCUUUCCUGCGGGCCGCUGAGGAGCAGCGUCGACCCCUCGCUCCUUCCACUACUUUGUUGUUGUUGUCUUUGUACGGCUGAUGCGAACAUGAUGGACGGUUCUCUCUGCCGCCCAGCGGGUAUCCUCGGCGCCCCCCCGGCCACCGGGAGCCAGUCCGCGGGCUCAGACAUGCUCACCUCCGGCGGCAGCACCAAACCUCUCGCUUUCUCCAUCGACCGGAUUAUGGCCAGGACACCCGAACCCAAGUCGAUACCGCUCAGCACCUGGUUCCAGACCUCUCCCGUGGGGAAGCCCGACAUGUGUCCGUCCUCACUGCACUGCAUGAUCCCGCUGGUACCGCUCGGGUAUGAGGCAGGCCACCGACUCAGCAUCAGCGGGCUGGAUCCGGGCCACUUGGACGGCUCUCACCUGCCGGCUCCUGUAGACAUUUUGGGAUUCGGGUUGAAUUACCGAACCCAGCAGGAGGACUCCGUUGUGAGCCAAAGCAGCGGUCAGUACAAACUUUUCAGACCGCGGGUGGUGAACCAGUCCUCCCUCUCCACCGUGGGCACCAUGUGCUACCUGAACUGCACUGGCGAUGGAGGGGCCUGCGCCCCGCCGGCCGGCCUGGUUAACCUGCACCCGAUGGCCUCGUACCUCCUCACCGCCCGACACAAAGCCCUCAUCGCGGAAAAGAGCAAACACCAGGGCGGAGAGCGCUACUCGGUGUCCGGGGUGCAGGCCUUCAAGCAGCUCUCUCCCAGCCAGAUCCAGCACUACAUGAAGGAAAGGGAUCAAAUGCUCACGGACAAGAUGUUUAAAGGUUCCCCGGCAGCAGCGGCCCGACUGAGCGGCUCCUGUUCCGGCAGCAAACCCAAAGUGUUCACCUGCGAGGUCUGCGGAAAGGUGUUUAACGCGCACUACAAUCUGACCCGGCACAUGCCCGUGCACACUGGCGCGCGGCCGUUCAUCUGCAAAGUUUGCGGGAAAGGGUUCCGUCAGGCCAGCACGCUGUGCCGACACAAGAUCAUCCACACUCAGGAAAAACCUCACAAGUGUAACCAGUGUGGGAAAGCCUUCAACCGGAGCUCCACGCUCAACACGCACACUCGGAUCCAUGCAGGGUACAAACCGUUUGUGUGCGAGUUCUGUGGGAAAGGAUUCCACCAGAAAGGAAACUACAAGAACCACAAGCUGACACACAGUGGAGAGAAGCAGUUCAAGUGCUCCAUCUGCAGCAAGGCGUUCCACCAGGUGUACAACCUCACCUUUCAUAUGCACACUCACAAUGACAAGAAGCCAUUCACCUGCCCCACCUGUGGCAAAGGCUUCUGCAGGAACUUUGACCUGAAGAAACACAUCAGAAAGCUGCAUGACCCAGCUGGGGCGCCCUCGCCCCUGCAGUCCUGAAAUCCUUCUAAUCUAUGACAAACUGAAUCCCGCUCCUGGGCUGUUGAGGACAGGCUCAGAAAUGAGUAGCCUGUGUUCAGGUCUGUGCACUUUCUCUGCUCUAGUCCUUGUUAAUUAGCACUGACUCUGAAAUGCUCUGAAAAAUAAAGUAUUGUAGUGGUUUUGUUCCCUUGUUUUACGCUGCGUAUGCUGCCCUCUGCUGUUUAAAUUGGCAGUUUGAACCUGCUAAUGACUCAAUCCAGCAGUUUUACCUUCAGCACAGUCAUGGAGCCGUCCAAAGAAUUGACUUUAAUUCUCUACAUGGCAAAGUGUGUAUGAAUCCGUUCCACAGAACAUAUUUUACCUCAAUAUUGUCCUUUUGUUCCCUCAAAAUGAAAAUAAAAAAAUCAGUAUUAUUGAUUCAAGCCUCCCUGAAUCAGUAUUUGCUGUAUUGAUGAUUCCUAACCAAUGCCACUGGAUAAUGUUUCAUCUCAUCAAAGAUAAGAUAGUAAAGCCUGCUUCAGUAGUACUUCAAAGUCUUCUUUGUCUUAUUACUUCUGCAAUGCUCUGACUCAGAGACCACACCAUGUGACGCUCUGGUUUCAGCUUGCGCCCCGCUGGCCUCCUCCCUUUUGCUGCCCAUUCCUUGACCAUGGGAACAAAAAAAAAGGCAGUGAGGGGGGGUCUUAACCCCUCCAGGCCCUGCAGUGACCUUCCAGGCCUAAUAUGGACUGACCAGUACCUCUGGCCCAGACAGCUCUCUGGCCCACUGAACACUGAACUUAACAUUCAUGAGGCAAUUAUUCAAAAACUCAAACAUUUGCAUAAUUAGUAAUGCAAAUUGUUUUCUUUUAAUUUCAAUCAGAUGACAGGAGAUGGGACAGUUAUGCUAAGAUCAGAGAUGUGGCAUAAAGAAAGACAUGCAUAAAAAGUUUGUGAAUAAGAACUAUUUUCACUCUAUACCUCAUUACAAACACAGAGCCAGUGUAUUCUACUGAGAUUUCAUGAACUAGACCAAGACAGGUGUGGAAAAUUGUGACAUGGAGAGAACACUAUACAUGGUUUUCACAAACAAAACGUAUUAAACUGGUAGAUAUGUUUACAUUCCUCUCCCUGAGUCAAUAUUUUACAGAACCACCUUUUGUCACAGUUACAGCUACAGGGUGGGGGGACAAGGGGACUGGUA